UUUCAGAGGCUUGUGAGGAGAUUCCUCAUGUUGAGAUUUUGGUGAAAGUAGCUAAAGAAAGCGCCGAAGGAAACGCAUUCAUCACAGACGGAGGAGCGUUUCUUACACGCAUGAUCAGCAUGUGAUUAUUCCACUCCUACAUUCUGUCUGGAGUUACAAUUGAACAUUCAGUAGAAUGCAAGCCAAUUCACAACAUUCAGGACAACUGCAAAAUUUGCAUGGAAAAGGAGCUACACCUGGAGAUGGGACAGGCCAAAACUUUUACCAGCUAUGGUUACCACCUCACACUGUAAGUCCCUCAUAUUCUGGACAAAGUGCCACUGGAAGUUACUUCACCUGCACAAUCCAACCAGCAACCAGUGACCAGAUUUUGACUAGUAGCGUUCAAGCUACCAAUGACAAAAAGCUUGCUCAAGAAAAUAUGCUUAAUUCAAAACAUGCAUUGCCAACAGGAAAACAGGACUCCCAAAUGAUUCUGUGGAACAUGCCCUCUAAUUGCCAGAUAAUCCUACCUGUUAGCAACAUAAAUCUACAAGGUGCUCCCAACAUGCAACAGCAAACUACCUCCUCAGCAGUUGGCCCACAUAAUUCACAACAGUUUAAAGCGGUGAACACUACAAGUCUAAACGAAGCUACAAAAAAUGUGAACACUAGCAACUUGUAUAGCAGGCAGCAAAAUGCGAAUGCUCCUACUAAUUUGCCAAAAGACUCCUCAGAAACAAGGCAGAGCUUGCCAUCUGAUCUAAAAUAUUAUCCCUUAACAGAAAACACAUGUUAUGGUCAAAGUAGUUUGUUUGGUGGGUACCCUUACCAGUUGUUGAUUGCUGAGAUGUCAAAUGCUAACGUAAAAACGUUUUCUACAUGUGUGCAGAACCUGCAAGCGAAUAAUGCUACUCAGAGAGCUGUUGCUGUUGUCACGCCAUUGUCUCCUAUAGGAACAGCACCUGUUAAUGUUUCUGACAAAUCUGCUAAUAUGAAAAUGAAUGUAAUGCCUGUACAAGAGACUGUACACCAUCAUCCAAAUAUUCCACAUCAUUUGGUGGCCAACUCUAAUCUGAAAAACCAAACUAGAGAACCAAACAAUCCAAGAAGCCAGAAUCAACGACCUAAGUCAGCCGAGCCAAGGCUGAAUGAUGGACUUUGCAAUGUAGUUGGAGCCAAAAGUCCAGUUUUGGCUGAUGAAUCACCUGGCCAAAGUUGCUGUGCAAGUUUGCUGAAGCUGAAAAAUGUGGUUGCAGAACAAAAGGAGUCUGUUCAAACUCUAAUGCAAAGUGAACUGGCUGAAAAGACAAAUAAAAACUGCACCAUCACAGACAAGAAAACUGUUGAACCGGACACUGUUCAUUUUAUUGAAUGGCCAUUAGAUCGAUUGGAGGCCUUAAUUGCAGUGAUUCAGCAAAUGGAAAAUGGGGAUCAGAAGAACAUCCACAAAACUGAUCCUUGGACGGACAUCUUAAAGAUUCAUUGGAACGAGGAUUUUUACAAGUUUUAUGAAGCUGUACAAAGUGGCAUAUAUCAAAGCAUAAUGAAAGAAGUUUCUGUUUACACUUCAAUGAAAGAUCCUGUGAUACUGAGGCAAAUUGUAAAUGAUGCACGUAGCAAAGUCAAUGAGGAUUUUCAUGUUUUAAAACACAACGAAGAGCCACCGAAGAUGAUGUACAAGUCGUCUUGGUUGAAUCUUAAUGAAAACGUUGAUGACAUCGACAAGGAAUGUGGUUACUCUUGGUUUUAUAAGUCUUUUCAAAAUGUCUCUGUUCACGAAGCACAAAACUUGGAAUGUGAAACACCAAGCAAAUUGCAAGAAGCCACUGAAAAGCCAAUAUUGAUUAGGUGCAAACAAGUACCUUCAGAGGUGGAGAACAAAGUAUCGGCAGACAAACCAUCAUCAAACAAUGAGAGUCUACAUGAAAACAUGCCCGUUUCGUUUAAUGGACAAUCUCUAUCUGUGCCUGACAUCAGCAGCUCACCAAAGCAUAACUGUCAGGUUACAGAACUGACCAACAGUCAACCAAUUAUUACAAAUUCUCUGGAGGUCAUGAUUACUGUUGUGAAGGAUUUGGAUAAACAAGGUGUAUCGACUGGAAUGUCCAGAUUGGAUGACCAAUUUAGUAACGAUGUGUCGCCCAAAUCAACUGGCCAAAGUAACCGUACAAACUUGCCAAAGCCCAUACAUGUGGUUACAGAAGAAGAGGAGAUGGCAUUAUCUUCUCAAAUGCAAGUUCCAUUCAGUGAAAAAAUGCAUAACAAUGGUUGCGCUGAGACCAUGUCAAAACAGAGUCAAGAACUUGGUGUGCACAUGAAUGAAGUGGAGACCGAAAAUAUGUAUGCUUCAGCCACAAAGUUGAUAGAACAAAAAGUCAUUGCUGCAUUACUAGAAAAGCACAGGGUGUCUUUGUUAAACACACCCCAAGGACUUGACACAGUAUCAACAGAAGAACAAGCAAGCAGGCAGAGGCUAAAGGAGAAGACCAAAUAUCCAGCAUCUACAUUUCUAAGGACAUUGCUAUCAGCUCCUUAUAAGCCAUCUUUAACCGAACGUACUCGGGGUGCAACGGAAAUAACAGACAAAGUAAAUGAAGAAGAACACAUGUCCUCGGAGAAAAGUAGGUAUGAUAAGAGUUGUGAAAAAUCUCCUGUUCCCUCGAAUGCUCCCUCUCCACCAGUGAUUGAUAAUUUCUCUCCGAAGCUUAAUGAACAACAACGCAGUUGUCAACCAAAUUCUGUUAUUCCGCUGAAGGGCAUGACCGAUCUGGUGACGAAAUUGAAAAAGUGGGAUCUUUCAUUAAAGUAUCAAAACUUCCUUAAAAAUAGUGGUGGUUUAAAAAGAAAGCAGAAAUGGUUAUCUAGAACAUCAAAACUGGACAACCGUUUUUGUAAUCGUGUUGGAGCCAAAAGUCCCAUGAUGACUGAUGAAUCUUCCAGCCAAAGUGACUGCUCAAAUCCACUGACACUUAGUCCUGUAAGGUUUGUUCCAUUAACUCAAACGCAAUAUGAAUCCAGUGAAAUUAUGCCUAACAGUGACUUUAAUAAGGUAGUGAGAUAUGAGACUGAUCCAAAACUUUGUCAAGAACUUUCUGUACAAACAAAUGAAGAGAAUACUGUUGAGAUGGACACUUCAUCUUCUGUUAAGAUUGUUGUUCUCACUCAUGAAGUGGCUAAACAGUACUUUGCUGAAAAUAAAGAAAUUUCUUCAAAACCAAAUGGAUUAACCAGCCAUAUUGACUAUGCCAGUCCGCCAAAACUUUAUCCUGCUCUCGCAGGACCAUCUCAAAUGCAAAGUGAAUCUGAUGAAGAAAUGCCUGAAACUGACUGUGUACUCUUAGGGGAGUCUGUGAGAUAUGAGACUGAUCCAAAACAGAGUCAAGAACUUCCUGUGCAAAUGAAUGAAGAGGAGGCUGUUGAGGUGGAUGCUUCAACGCCUAUUAGGAUUAAUGUUCUCUCUCACAAAGUGGCUUUGCAAUGCUUUGCUGGUCAGUUUAUGCAAGAUAAAGACACUGCCACACCACCAGUGGUUGUGGGACAAACUAAUUGCCAAUCAAAUAUAGUACAUCCACUGAACACAAUGACACCUCUGAAGAAAUGCCUGAGAUUUCGAGUGUACUCGUAG
Molecule: messenger RNA, 3607 nt
Organism: Carassius carassius (crucian carp)
Lineage: Eukaryota; Metazoa; Chordata; Actinopteri; Cypriniformes; Cyprinidae
Exons: 3
Coding region: 176-3607 (1143 amino acids)
Source: RefSeq, a predicted model, not a curated record